Molecule: messenger RNA, 6163 nt
Organism: Harmonia axyridis
Lineage: Eukaryota; Metazoa; Arthropoda; Insecta; Coleoptera; Coccinellidae
Product: neuroglian
Exons: 14
Coding region: 327-4085 (1252 amino acids)
Biological process (GO): cell-cell adhesion
Molecular function (GO): protein binding
Source: RefSeq, a predicted model, not a curated record
AACAGUUCUCAGUUCUAUUUCUUACGUCUUUUGCACUUUAUUCUAAUGAAUCAAAAAUGAGUUAAAUGACUCACAUUGGUGAACUGAUGGUGUCAAUUUAACUAUACUACUUAUGAGAAUACUUCGGAAAGGAUCAUUACCGUAUAUAUGCUCUUUUAGUGAAAUUGAAUUUCCAUAAAUUUCCACCUAACUUCAGUUCUGUUCAGUUCUAAGACCGCACCUUUCUGUUCGCAUUAGGCAGUGUGAAUACGUGAAUAACGAUUAGAUAUAUAGGUAAUGGACAGAUAAACAUUUUGUAAAUAUUAGAAUCUACACAAAAAUCAACCAUGACCAGACUGCUUAUAUAUUGUGCAUUGUUAGCUAUCAUCAGGUUUUCAACAGGGAGAGAAAUACCUUCUCCUCCAUAUAUUAUAAAACAGCCUCCUACUGAUGAAGUGAUGUUCCAUGUGGAAAAAGAUGGUGAAAAUGACAAACCUUUCUACAUUGAAUGUGAAGCUACUGGUGAACCAGCACCAACCUAUUCAUGGGUAAAAAACGGCAAGCCUUUUGAAUGGCAAGCUUAUGAUGACAGAAUUUCUCAACAGCCUGGUAGAGGUACACUUUCUAUCGCUAAGCCUCAAGAUGUAGAUCUUGGACAAUAUCAAUGCUUUGCUAAAAACGAAUAUGGAAUUGCUACUUCAAAUUCAGUGUUUAUGCGUAAAGCUGAAUUGAAUUCUUUCAAAGUACAAGCUCCUGUAUCUCUUAGUGGAGAAGAAGGCAAACCAUUCAAACUAGAAUGUCACCCACCUGACGGUUGGCCCAAACCAGUUGUGCAUUGGAUUAUCCUUUACACCAAUGGAGGUUUCAAAACCAUCAAUAGUUCUAGAAUGACCUUGGAUCCAGAGGGUAACCUUUGGUUUUCAAAUUUGACUAAACAGGACAGUACUGAUAAUUUUAUGUAUGCUUGUGCUGCAACUUCACCAACCAAAUUCGAAUAUAAAUAUGGUAAUAGGGUGCUUCUCAACAUUAUAUCCUCAACAGCUUCAGCAGCUCUUAAUAAGCACGAGCCUGUACUGCAAUAUGUUACAAAAAAACAAGAAGUUGCACUGAGAGGAAAAAGAGCAGAACUGUUUUGCAUAUUUGGUGGGACACCACUACCACAAACAGUGUGGAGGAAAAACGGUAAUCUCCUGCAAUCUUCAGAGAGAAUAACACAAGGAAAUUAUGGAAAAUCUCUUAUAAUAAAUAUUGUUGACUUUGAUGAUGCUGGUGCUUACACUUGUGAAGUCAGUAAUGGUGUUGGAGAGGCAAAGUCUUACUCAAUAAAUCUGCAAGUUAUUUCUGCUCCUUACUUCACCUAUGAACCUGAAAGGGUGAACGCAGCUGAAGGUGAAACUGUUGAGUUUAGAUGUGAGGCUUCUGGUUCUCCUGAGCCUGAAAUCAAGUGGAUUUAUAAUGGAAAACCUUUGGAACUUGCACCGUCAAAUCCUAGGAGAAGUGUCUCCACCAAUAAGAUCAUUAUAUCUAACUUGGAAAAGAAAGAUACUGCUAAUUAUGGUUGUAACGCUACUAACUCUUUAGGUUAUGUGUACAAGGACGUUUAUGUGAACGUUUUAGCCUUGGCACCUGAAAUAACUGAAGCUCCGACCAACAUGCAAGCGGUGAAUGAUCAAACCAUCAACAUAACUUGUAGGGUAUUGGGUGCUCCCAAGCCCAUUAUCAAGUGGAUUCACAAUGGCAAAGAACUGACAGGAGGACGGUAUGCCACUCAUGAAAACGGAAAUUUACAAAUAUCCCGCUUGCAAUUUGAUGAUAAAGGAGAUUAUACUUGUUUUGCAGAAAAUAAAUUUGGAAAUGCUAGUGCAAGUGCAAAACUUGAUAUAAAGGAACACACCUACAUAAGUGAUGGUCCAGAAGAUUAUGAAGUAGAAGCAGGAACUUCUGCUACAUUCAGGUGUAAUGCUGUAGCUGAUAAUUCACUCAAUUUGGAAAUUAUUUGGCUGAAGAACGACGAACCUAUUGAUUUCGACGGAGAAGCCAGAUUUGUUAAAUCCUCCGAUUAUUCUUUGACAAUCACGAAAACGAUCGAACUUGAUUCUGGAACUUACACUUGCUUAGCUAAAACUGAACUCGAUGAAACCUCUGCUAAAGCUCAAUUAACCGUUCAAGCUGUACCAAACCCUCCUGAAUUGAGAAACUUGAAAUGUAAUGCUAAAGAUGCAACCAUAGAUUGGAUAUCGAUGGGUGAUAAUCGUACACCAAUCCUCCAUUAUAUUAUUCAGUUCAAUACUAGUUUUACCCCGGAUACUUGGGAAGAUAUAUUCGAUGAAGUUCCAGCAGCUGAAAUGAGUUAUAAUGUUCCUUUGAGUCCUUGGGCUAAUUAUACAUUCCGAGUGAUUGCACAGAAUAAAAUUGGUAAAUCGCAACCAUCUUCUCAUUCGGAUGUAUGUUCAACACCCCCUGAGGUACCCCACAAAAAUCCAGACAAUGUGAAAGGAGAAGGUGACAGACCAAACAAUUUGGUCAUUACAUGGACUAGAAUGCCAGAAAUUGAGCAUAAUGCACCUAAGUUCCAGUAUAAAGUAUCCUGGAAGAGAGAUAUCCCAGGUCAGAAUUACACUGUAAUAGAUGUCUAUGAUUGGAAGCAAGAUAGAUACGUCGUAGACAACCAGCCUUCGUUCCAGAGAUACAAGAUCAAGGUAAUUGCAAUGAACGAGCUUGGAGAAGCUGAUGUAUCACCUAGAGAGGUCAUUGGGUAUUCUGGGGAGAGUGAACCAGAACAAGCACCAACAAACUUCACUGUGUUGCAAGUAGAAGGUCCAACUACAGCCUUAUUGAGCUGGAAUCCUGUAGAUGCUGAAUCAGUGCAUGGACAUUUCAAAGGAUACAAAAUCAAGACUUGGAGUGAUGCCUCUCCAAUCAAAAACGAGAUUCAGGUACAAGGAGAUGCUGUUAGGGCUCUGAUAACAAAUUUCGUCCCCUUUACUCAAAAUUACGCUUGUGUCUAUGUGUACAAUGGUAAAUACAAUGGACCACCCAGUGCCACUUUGAGAUUUAAAACACCAGAAGGUGUACCCGGACAAAUGGACACUUUGGAAGCAUAUCCUCUGGGAUCAUCUGCUUUUCUACUUCGUUGGGAAAAGCCUCAAAGACCAAAUGGGAUAUUGACUGGAUAUAAUAUCUAUUAUGCAGAAAUCCUAGCAAAUAUGACAAUAGAUCGGCCCACUCCAAGAUUACCAAAGAUUAAACCUGAAGAAAAAAGAGCAAAGUUAGCUGGUUUAAAAUCAGGAACCAAAUAUAGGAUUUAUAUUAGUGCUAGCACUGCAGUUGGCGAAUCUGAUAAACUCUACAUUGAACGUAAAACAAAACCUUCCGGCUCUUAUGAACCUGCAAAACCUAAUUUUGAAUGGGAAGCUAUUAAAGACGGACUUACUUCCUCUGUUAAAGUACGUUGGCUCCCCAGUGAGUACGGCAACCCAGGAACUCAUUUUUACGUCAAAUACAAGAAGAAGGGUGAAACCACUUACAGGCAAACUCCUCCAGAGUUGACUGACGAUUUUCAGAUUGUAGCAGGAUUGGAUAGUGGAGAAGUUUAUGAAUUUGUUGUGGUUUCUGUUGAUGGAAACUAUAACAUACCUAGUGAUGUACAGGAAGUAAACACUUACGAUGCUAAUGGCAUUGUAAUAGUUCCAAAAGAGAAUGUUGCGACUGCUGGUUGGUUCAUUGGUAUGAUGUUGGCCAUCACUUUCCUUCUGAUUUUGUUCAUCAUUGUUUGCAUUAUCAAGAGGAACAGAGGUGGAAAAUAUGCUGUACAUGAAAGGGAACAAGCUAAUGGAAGGCACGAUUAUCCAGACGAAGGUGGUUUCCACGAAUAUUCACAACCGCUUGACAAUAAAUCUCAUGGUAGAGCUUCGAUGAGUAGUGAACCCAAAGUAGGACCAGAAAGUGAUACAGAUUCGAUGGCAGAGUAUGGAGAUGGUGAUACUGGUCGUUUCACAGAAGAUGGUUCUUUCAUUGGUCAGUAUGUACCGAGCAACAUGAAACAUUUAGGUUCUAACACAGGUUCUGCAGGCCAGAUUAAAAACUCCAUGGCUACAUAUGUUUAAGAUGUUGAAACUAUAAAAAGUAUUUGAAAAAAAUCAAAAUACUGCUAAUAGGCAAACUAAGAGACAACUUCAGUAAUAUUGCGAUAUUUGUUUUAUAAAAGUGAUCUUUUUUUUAAUAUUAAAGAAUAUCAUUUCGUCCAUAUUAGAUGUAAAUAGCGCGUAUGUUGAUUUGAAUUGAAAUUAACACUUAGUAAUUUAUUUUUGUUAUGAUUUUACAUGCUUUAAAAGAUUCUCUCUAUACUAUAUUUAGCAUUAAGUAUUCUGAAACGAAUUAAAUGAAUCAAAUAGGAUCUACGGUGCAGAUUACAACAUUUGCGACAUAACUUCCUUGUUGAUGUGGUGUAAACCUAAUGCUUGAAAAUUUUACAAUUUCAUAAUAUUAUUCAAAGACAAUUUCUUGAAUAUCGUGAUUUAUCUCAAGAGUAUGUUGAUUAUCUGAAUUCCCAUAAAUACGGAAUAUAUGUACAAGAAUAAUCAAAUUUUUUCAAUGCAUUAUGCGAAUGGGAGGUUGUAUUUUUGAAGUUUAAUGAUACGUUUUUGAUUUUGAUAUUAUAUAGUGUUAUAUUUUGAAUCCUGAGUAGCUAUUUCCCUUGCUCUAUUGCAAUCUCUAAAUGUAAGGCUAAAUUUCAUUUCAAUUGAAAACAUUCUUAUAAAUAUGUUGACACUGCCUAUUUGAAAGUAAUAUAUCAUUUUUAUGUGAUUAGACUAGAUUUGAAUUUAUACAGAUAUUUCACUCUACUAUAUCACAUACCCAUAAUAUCUGACUAUUUUAUGAAAAUAACUAGGAUAUUUUAGAAAAUUUUUGUUGAUUACACAUAUAUGACUGGAUUUUCAGGAAACAUUGCAAGAUAUGAUCUUGAAAGUAUUACCUAAUCCUGUAGUUGAAAUCUGUCUUAGUUAAUUUCUUGGGUAACUAAUCACCCAUUUGUAUUUCAUAUUUUGACCUCUUGUAUAUUUUAUAAUAUGUUGUUGACAGCUUACGAAGACUGAUCAGGACAAAAAUUCUUAAGACAUUAAAAUCAUUGAAAAUUUUUUGUUUUUUCAAUUCUAUGUAAUUUUUUUGGGGGGUGUAAAGCAAGCGUCAAUUGGCUUUUUGUAUAAGGAUGAGGUGCUAGUAUAGUAGGUAUAUUAAUUUGUUGUCUGUUUGUUGCUUGUUAUAUUUAUUAAUUACCUACUAGGUAUCGGAGAUGCAAUGAACCGACUUGUAUGAUUUGAUUGUCAGCAAAUUGCCAUUACGACAGCUUUUGUAGCUAAGAUUACCUUACCUACUUUUAGCUUAUUAUUUCUCUUCAGGAUUUUUGUAUUGGGCAGCUAUAUAUAUUCAAAUAUUUUUUUGGCUCAUUUUCGUUGCAUUUCUGUAUUAUCAUUUCACUUAGGGUAGUGACAAUUUUGUCCACUUUGAUAUUUUGGUUUAGCUUGAUAUUUAUAUAUGUCCACUAGUGAACAUGUCUUGGAAAAAGGGUAAAAUACUGUGUUGGUUAUUAAUAUGAAUAUGUUUGCAUGGUAUGUUUAUGUGUGGACAAGGAGAUUUCCUUUUUCAAAAGUCCUUACUCCUGGCGAACUCUGAAGUGAAAACCUCAAGUUUUCUGAUGCACAAAUUUAUAAUAUGGUAUAGUCGGAUUCACAAAUGGAGUAAUGACUUUUUAACAUCACUGUAUAUUAUGUUCAUCCUGCGAUCAUACUGACAUAUUUAUACAUAUAUAUAUAUAUUCUUUGGCAGUUUAAAUUGCACUGUUGGAUAUUUGGUAAGAUGUUUGACAUAUAUUUUAAUAUUGAUUGCAGCAUAAAAUGCUUUAUUGCUCUUUACAUCUAAACUAUUUUUUUAUUCUUGUAAAAAUAGUAUAAUAAUUUUUGUUUCAUCUUAUCAAGUUGUCGUGCAUAUUGUAUAAAUCAGAAUGUGAAAAAAGCUUCUCAAUUUCUAUAAGCUGUAUAUUUUGGUAAACAUAUAUUACAAUGUUUGUACCACAUUACCAGUUUCAUGUGAAUGCCUUUUGCUGUUAUGUUUAUUUUUUUACAUAAACCUUUAUUUCAUCAGAAAUGUCGUACUUUUUGCACUAAAUAAAAUUUAUAAAAAUUAA